This is a messenger RNA of Phoenix dactylifera (date palm), 979 nucleotides long. RefSeq lists its product as uncharacterized. Lineage: Eukaryota; Viridiplantae; Streptophyta; Magnoliopsida; Arecales; Arecaceae. The record is from RefSeq and is a predicted model, not a curated record.
UCACCUGCCCCCAAACUAGGAUCUCAUUUCGUUCCUUCUGCCCUCUCUUUUCUUCUCGGUUCUCUCUGUUAGGGUUAGGGUUUUCGCUAGGAUUUUCCUUCUCUUUUUCGUUGCGGGGGACGGCGAUGGCGCAGGAGGGAGCAGGGAACGGGGAGGCGCCGGCGUCAGCGAGCAUCGCUUCGUUCAAGCCGCAGCUGCUGGUGCCGGCGAUGAAGGCCGACGAGGCGGUGCAGUUCUACAAGGCAGCGUUCGGGGCGGAGGAGCUGAAGCGGAUGAACCACCCCAAGCGCAAGGCCGAGCAGGAGGUCCCCCUCAUCCUCUGCGCCGAGCUCAAGAUCGGCUCCUCCUUCCUUCUCGUCUGCGACCAGACCGAGGACGACUCCUCCCGCGCGGGGGAGGGGGUGGCGAUCGUGUUCCGAUUGGAGACGGAGGACGUGGAGGGGACCGUGGCGCAGGCAGUGAAGGCGGGAGCGGUGCUGCAAGGGGAGAUCACGGAGGAGGAGAGCGCGUGCGGCUGCGGGCUCCUCGGGAAGGUGAAGGACCCCUUCGGCGUCGUCUGGUACGUCGCAUCCACUGCCCAGAAGUGCGCCGCGGCUGAGGCCUAGAUCUCCAUCGAUUCUCUCCUUUUGGAACGGAACGGACUCUUCUACCUAGUUUAUCUUAUUAUCGCUAGUAGUAAAACAGUUGUACUUAAGUAGUUCUAAGUACUUAGAUACUUAAAUGAUGACAGUGGUCUCUGUUUUAAGUAAAGACAUUAUUAAGGCGGUCGUCACGGUCGCCGUUAACUUUGACGGUCAUUGACGAUUGCGGAUAUUGCGGUUGAUGUGGAUUUUUCUGGGCAAGUGGAAAAGACUGACCUUCAUGCGUCGAUUUCCACCCUUAUCCGUAUCUCUCUUUUUUAUGGUCUCUAUUUUAUUUCCUCUAAUCUCUAAUUAACUCUUUAAUUAUCAUUUCUAUAUUUGCUUUUGAUUUGAUGUAA